Messenger RNA from Acaulospora morrowiae, 738 nucleotides. The record is from the annotation of a GenBank genome assembly. Lineage: Eukaryota; Fungi; Glomeromycota; Glomeromycetes; Diversisporales; Acaulosporaceae.
AAAUCAAGCGUACAAAUGGAUAAAAACAAAAAAUUAUUUCAAUGUGCUAUUACCGAAUACGAAUUGAACAAUAUUCCUAUAGGAAAAUUAAAAAAUAAGGAGAUAAUUGGAAAAGGAGCAUUCGGUUGCGUGUAUAAAUGCAAUAUUAUCGGAGAUUCAAGAAUGGUGGCAAUAAAAGAAGUAUCUGUUGGAGAUGAAAAUAGCGACAUGUCUAUCAAAUCCUUCCUUGAUGAGUUUAAAGUACAUAGCAGGGCCAAAAACCAUCGUAUUAUUGAGUUAUUUGGAAUGAGCUAUGAUGAGAGUGUGGAUUUAUGCUACGUUGUGACGGAACUCGCCGAGUGUGAUUUAAGGAAGUAUUUAACAGACAAAAAAGACGAACUUAAUUGGGAUAAAAAAAUAGAACUCGCAAUCCAAUUAGCAGAAGGGUUAUUGUAUAUUCAUAAUACGAUGAAUGUAGCACACUGUGAUUUGAAUGUACGCGAAGUCCCUGUUAUUGGAACACCUUUAUCAUUUGUUCAACUUUAUUCCAAUUGUUGGGAAGCAUCGCCUUUGCUUCGUCCUACUGCGGAUCAAAUUUUUAAUGAGCUUAAAUCUUUGUCUCUCGAUCCAAUGUAUGAAGGGGAUAACUUUUUUAAUGACAUACUGUCAAAUACAAGCGAUUCAAAUAGACACAAUUAUUCCGCGGAUGUUUUAGAGGAAUCUUUUGAUGUAAGCAAAAGUAAGAUUGAACAACUUUGA